Arctia plantaginis is the source of this 2319-nucleotide messenger RNA. The record is from the annotation of a GenBank genome assembly. NCBI's taxonomy places the organism in Eukaryota, Metazoa, Arthropoda, Insecta, Lepidoptera, Erebidae.
AUGGCCCCAGCAUUGUCUAUCGCACCUCGAGAGCCGCACGUCCUCGACACCAACAUCGUGGAAGAAAACGAGAAGCCGCUGCCCCACCGGAGACGGGCGCUAGCGUCCGUCGAUAACUUGGCGACACACAUGGAGGAAGACGACAUGGGCCUCCAAAACCAACAACCUAGCCUUGCUAAGGACUCACAAGAAAUGGAACAAAUCUUAGUUGAUUUAGGUAACAGUGAUAUAGUCCAAGCAGAUCUACUACAGGCUAUCAAGACAUUAGAAACUGGAGGCGAUGCACUCUCAUCAGGUGAUCCUGAUGGAAUUUUUCCCCUCUCUGGAUUUGAUUUGCCUGAGACAACUGCUGAUUCAGAGGGUGAUGCUGUGGAAGAGAAAAUUAAGGGAGUACAGGUACGUUUGGAAAGGAGAUGUGCAUUUUUGCAGAGAAGAUUGAGGAUAUUACAGGCUAGAGCCAUAGGAAAAAAAGUGUCUGAAGAAGCAGCACAAACUUUUGAGAAGUGUGCUCGUGGAUCUCGUAGGGAUGGUGGAGGCAGACCUGUUGGAUUAAAAACAUUCUUAAAAACUGUAGAGACCACAGCUGCUUUGCAAGCAAGUGCGGCAUCAAAGGCUGUUGCAGGACCUAAAUAUUAUAAUCCAGGCACAUCUAAAGGGGAUGCAUCUAGAUCUGCUUGUAUAGGAGUAUCAUCAGGUACCUUAGCAGGCUUAGAAGACACUGCAGGUGCUCUUCGUUCACACCUGUCAGUGGUAAAGCAUGAGCUGGACUCUGAUGCCACAGCUACGUCAUCUGGUGCUGAAAGCAACGAUGAGGCUGUUCCAUACAACAAUCUACAUCAACAACCUAUGCCAAUAGAAAAGCGUGCUUUAUGGACAUGGCAGCGUGCUCGCGCAUCAAUCGCGUACCGCUGGAGUUGGCUUCAGGCACAAGUGCAGGAGUUGGAUUACAAGAUCAGACAGCACAACGAACUACGUCAUCAGGUCCGGGAGGCUAAAGGUCCAGUGGAGUUCGAGGGUGAGCCAGUCGGCUACGAAGGCUCACUGCCCGGCGCCUCUACACCGGACGAUGACCCGGCGCUGAACACAUGCGCGCGCGUGCGGCCGUUGCGACGCGAGACUUUCAAGAAGAGGAAGCUGCUACAGAUGCACAAUUUGCACAUGGCUAUUAAUAAAGCGGCGAAACCCUCGGAUGUCAGAUGCAGUUGCGUGGCGCCCGAGAGCUGCUCGGUGUGCACGGGGCGCGCCGAGCCUACGCAGCCCGCGCCGCCCUUCAGCACGCUGAGUCGCCAGCAGCGCCUCGCCUGCGUCGACCAUGCCUACCAUCCGGUCCUCAGUGAUAUCAAAGAGUUCCCGCCAGCGCUGCACAUGUCGGCGCUGUCUUCGCGCGGCUGGUUCCGAGCGCGCUUCGCCAAGUCGUGGCGCGGCGCGCACCACUCGGGCGCGAGCCGCGCGCCCGCCGCCGCCGCCGCCUCUGCCUCCGCCUCCGCGCCCGCCGCGACCCCCGCCGCCUCCUCCGCCCCCGCCUCGGGCCGCACGCAUCGCAGGCACCAUCCCACCCGAUUGAGAAGAGGCCGACCCCCACUCACACGGAGAAUAAGGGAAAGAGAAAGAGAUGAAGAGACUUCGACCUCUGGACAGGAAAGAUCCCGCGGUCGUUCCAGCACCGAGUCCCGAUCGUGGCGCCGCCAGUCGUACGACAUUGACAACAUCGUGAUACCGCAGAGUAUCGCUGCCAACACGCGACCGCAGAUACUCACUUACAAAGAAAUCAUCACACCGAAGUGGCGGGUGAUGGAAAUGCCAGAGACAUCGAUGAACAACGGUGUGGCGAAGUCAACACGAAUGUCCAUCGAGAGUGAGGAGGAGGACGUGUCGGACGCCGCGGUGCAGCUGCGCCACACGCGCGCCGAGGGCCGCGAGCGCGAGCGCUACAUGCGCAAGCGCCGCAGGAACGCCGCGCCCGACCUGUCGCCGCCGCCCCCGCCCCCGCCGCUCCCUCCGCAGCCCCCGCCCCCGCCCGCGCCUGCCGUGCAGCGCCGCCCCUCCACCCCCGCGCUCCAUGAGACAGUGAGACCGUACACGCCUCGACAGUUCCCGCUGCCCGAGGAGCUGUACCAGGGCAUGCUGGCGGCCAUGCCCGACGGCUACCGGCCCGCCAGCCCCGGCGCCGAGCCGGACGCGGCGCUGGACGAGGACGCGGAGGCGAGCAGCUCGCUGUCCCCGCUGUCGCCCGCGCUGUACGCCGGCGACGACCCCGACGACGCCGAGUGGGAGCCCGCCGCGCCCAGCCACGAGCGCAGGAGGAGCGCCUUCAGGUGA